UCUUCUGGAACUUGAGAAGUAAGAACUGUUCCAUAUUUAAGUUUCAUUAAGUAUUACUAAUAAUGGCACCCCAAAUUGAUAUUGUACAUGAUGAAAAAUUAGUUCUCGGCGAGGGACCUCACUGGGAUCAGGAAGCUCAAGUACUCUACUAUGUUGAUAUACCAGAAUCUACUGUCUUCAAGUACAAUCCGAGUACCAAUAAAGUCACCCGUGUGGUUGUGGAUAAAAAAAAUAAGUCAGCAGUGAGCUUUGUCCUACCGGUCGCGGGUACUAAAGACAAAUUUGUGGUUGGACAUGGUAAAAAAAUAGCUCUUCUGACAUGGGAUGGUUUUAGCACAGAUCCAACCAAUGUUGAAAUUCUUGUUGAAGUAGAUCCUGGGACUAUAAACGUAUUUAAUGAUGGCAAAGCUGACCCUUCAGGACGUUUGUGGUCUGGAACUUGGGAACUAGAAACAUUUAAACCAGGUGCACCUGAAACAAGAAAGGGAACAUUUUAUUCUUUGAGCAGAGAUGGAAAAUCUACAAAAGCUCAUUUCAAUGAUGUGGGAUGUAGUAAUGGUCUUGCAUGGUCUUCAGACACCAAAACUUUUUAUUACGUAGAUAGUUUUAAUUGGACAGUCGAUGCAUUUGAUUACAAUAUUGACAGCGAAGAGCUGACAAAUCGACGAACCAUCUUUGACUUGAAGAAGAAUAAUGUCAAGGGAAUGCCUGACGGAAUGGCUAUAGAUAAAGAAGACAAAUUGUGGUUAGCCACAUGGGAUGGCUAUGCAGUUCAUCGAGUGGAUCCUAAAACUGGUGAACAUCUUCAGUCUGUCCAGUUCCCUACACAAAAGAUUACUUCAGUUGCAUGGGGUGGACCAAAUUUAGAUGAACUGUAUGUGACUAGCGCUAGCAUAUUCGAGUCAAAAGAUGAUCGUUACUCAGGUCGCUUAUUUAAGGUUUCAGGACUUGGUGUAUCUGGACUUCCAGGUGUACCAGUUAAAUUGUAAAUAUUGUAUAAUCUAUAAGCCUGAAAAACCACUGAUGAAGUGACCGUUUUUCCGUGUUAGCGUACCAUACUUUGACCA
Messenger RNA from Diprion similis, 1067 nucleotides. RefSeq names its product regucalcin-like. Gene Ontology annotation, biological process: L-ascorbic acid biosynthetic process. The transcript is spliced from 6 exons. NCBI's taxonomy places the organism in Eukaryota, Metazoa, Arthropoda, Insecta, Hymenoptera, Diprionidae. The record is from RefSeq and is a predicted model, not a curated record. Bases 63 to 989 code for a protein of 308 amino acids. Gene Ontology annotation, molecular function: calcium ion binding; gluconolactonase activity.